UAAGUGAAUCAUGCGAAAAAUGCUUUCUUGUUCAAAAUCAAAGCUGUCAAAAUUUGUUUCGCCAAUCAUCUCCUCACAUGAUAAGGAGAUGUGACUGAAAAAUUUAGGUCUUUAAUUGAUGACUCUUUUCAUCAUUAAUUUUCCUUACUACUAUUACUUAAAUACAGAUACUGAUGCCUAAGCAGAUUCCUUAUUCAUUAAAUAAAAAUCAGGAAUUUUGGGUUAUUAUAAUUCAUGCAUAUUUCCUUAUUAUUUACCUUCUCCUUUGCAUUUUUUUGGGUUUUCAUUUUCAUUUUCUUUGCUUAUACGUUUGACUAACAUUAGUUGGAAUGUUAGAUUUUUUGGCCAUUUUGGUAUAUAUAUAGACUUAUAGAGAGAUUUAAUAGUAUUUAGAGAAAAUUAAAAAUGAGAAUGGUGGUGUGGCGGUGGGUGUGGUUGUUGGGCGCGGUGGUGGCUGCGACGGCGGUGGGUGGUGCAAGUGGCGGUGCCGUUACCUAUGACGGAAGGUCGCUCAUCAUCGACGGCCACCGGAAACUCAUCUUCUCCGGCUCAAUCCAUUAUCCUAGAAGCACACCUGAUAUGUGGCCAUCACUAAUAUCCAAAGCCAUAAGCGGGGGACUAGACGCCAUCGACACUUACGUUUUUUGGAACCUUCACGAGCCCCAGCCAGGACAGUAUGAUUUCAGUGGAAGACGUGAUUUGGUGAGUUUUAUUAAGGAAGUACAUUCUCAUGGCUUGUAUGUUUGCCUUCGGAUUGGGCCAUUUAUCCAGGGUGAAUGGUCUUAUGGAGGAUUGCCCUUUUGGCUUCAUGACAUACCCAACGUACAAUUCCGAUCCGAUAACGAACCAUUUAAGUUUUACAUGCAAAAUUUCACUACAAAAAUAGUGAACAUGUUGAAAUCGGAGAAUUUAUAUGCUUCUCAAGGAGGACCCAUCAUUAUUUCCCAGAUUAAUUCUUGCAAUGGGAUGAUGUGUGGAGAGACAUUUGUUGGACCAAAUUCACCAAAUAAACCAGCAAUGUGGACAGAAGACUGGACACAUUUCUAUGACAAUUAUGGCAAUACCACCAAACUCAGACCAGCUCAAGACAUCGCAUACCAUGCUGCUCUAUUCAUAGUCAACAAGACUGGAAGCUACAUAAACUAUUACAUGUAUCACGGAGGAACCAAUUUCGGAAGAAAUGCAUCCGCUUUUAUGAUAACUAGUUACUAUGACCAAGCUCCAUUGGAUGAAUAUGGUUUAAUCAGACAGCCAAAAUGGGGUCAUUUAAAAGAGUUUCAUGCAGCAGUGAAGCUGUGCUCACAAACAAUACUUUAUGGAACAAAAACCAAUAUCUCUUUAGGUCCAUUGCAACAGGCCAUUGUCUACAAUGGUGAAAAUGGAGAAUGUGCAGCAUUUCUUGUGAACAAAGAUGCAACAAGUGAUCCUGAUGUGCAAUUUCAAGACCGAACCUAUAGACUCCCACGAAAGUCGAUUAGCAUCUUGCCCGACUGCAAAACUGUCGCGUUCAACACGGCCAAGGUAAGUAGCCAAUAUAGUACAAGAACAAUGGCUGCAGUUGUGAAGCUGAAUUCACCAGAGAAAUGGCAAGAAUUCGAUGAAGUUAUUCCAUCUUUCAACGAUACCUCGUUGAGAUCAGACUCACUCCUCGAGCAGAUGAACACUACCAAAGAUGUAUCUGAUUAUCUAUGGUACACUACAAGCUAUGAGCAAUCCGAGGAGUUGAACUCUGUGAUCACAGUGGAUUCUCGCGGCCAUGUAUUGCGCACAUUUGUGAAUGGAGAAUUUCUCGGCUCGGGGCACGGGAUCUAUAGGAAUCAAAGCUUCAGUUUGGAAAGUGGUGCCUCUUUGAAGAGUGGAGUAAACAGCAUCUCCUUGCUAAGCAUUAUGAUUGGCCUACCGGAUUCAGGGGCAUUUAUGGAGAAAAGAGCUUCUGGAUUGAGAAAUGUGAGCAUUGGAGAUAAAGACUUGACCUUUUCUUCAUGGGGAUAUCAGGUUGGAUUAGUAGGAGAGAAGUUGCAGCUUUACACAGAAGAAGGCUCAAGCAAAGCAGAAUGGAGCAAAUUCAACCAAUCUCCACAGCAACUUAAAUGGUACAAAGCAAGAUUUGAUGCACCUGAGGGGACUGAUCCCGUCGCGCUAAAUCUUGGCACGAUGGGGAAAGGCGCAGCAUGGAUCAACGGUGAGAGCAUCGGGCGCUACUGGAUCUCCUUUCACCAGCCUAACGGCUUGCCUUCGCAGAUAUGGUACAAUAUACCGAGAUCCUUCCUCAAGCCUAGUGACAACCUCCUAGUACUAUUCGAGGAAGAAGCCGGGGAUCCUCUAGGCGUAUCAGUGGACACUGUGUCUAUCACAAAAGUAUGCGGGCACGUCUCAGGUUCCAAUCCGCCUGCAGUGGCUUCAUAUCUGAGGCAACGGGGGAGGAGGCCUAAAGUCCAGCUGCGUUGCCCUCCGAGCAAAAACAUCUCUAACAUUUUGUUUGCAAGCUUUGGGAGCCCUUUGGGUGAUUGCAGCAGCUAUGUGUUAGCGGAUCCCUCAGUUCUGAAAACAAUGCAAGUGAAGAUGACUCAAAGAAGAAGCAAAUCAGUAAUAUAUGUCAUGCUGCAUCUAUGAACGUGGAAGGCAAAGAAGUUGAUCCAUCUCAUCUUGUGAAUGCUCCAGCUCACAAUGAGGACCACAUGAUGAGCUGGAAGGAUGUUGUUGUGAGAAUGAUGGAAAAGCAGAAUUGAUUCUCAUCCUAGCUGAUUAUUGGUUGAGUAUCGUAACUGAUUUGGCUAGGACGAUUAGGAGUCUAGAUCCUUCUAUGAAUCCUUAUAUAAUGCUAUGUAAUUGCUAUCAUUUCAUUGAUUAAUGAAAAACUAAGCUUACCAUUUUGAGUCAUCUUCACUUGCAUUGUUUUCCCUCAGUUCUGAAAACACUAUGCUGCUGGGAGUUGCCACUCGACUAGUUCAUCCGCUGUCGUGGAAAGAGCUUGUUUAGGGAGGAGGAAGUGCUCGGUCCCUUGGUCGUAUAGAAGCUUUGGAGGCGAUCCAUGUCCCGGUGUUUCAACACAUCUGCUGAUCGAGGCCGAAUGCCAGUGAUGGUGGAUAUACUCUUAGCUAAGUACAAUAGGAACCAGAAGACACAAGCUUAUACAAAAGGGAUCAAACACAAUUAUGUUAGAAUCAAAAGAAUAAAGAGCAAAAAUGCCAAAAAAAAACAGCUAAUUUCCAUUUGAUGCCUAUGUAUCCUCUGAUAUUCAGUGUAUGAUAUCACAACAGGCAAUAGAAAUUUUCAGUUUUUCUGCC
Salvia splendens (bonfire salvia) is the source of this 3287-nucleotide messenger RNA. RefSeq names its product beta-galactosidase 16. Gene Ontology annotation, biological process: carbohydrate metabolic process. Gene Ontology annotation, molecular function: hydrolase activity, hydrolyzing O-glycosyl compounds. NCBI's taxonomy places the organism in Eukaryota, Viridiplantae, Streptophyta, Magnoliopsida, Lamiales, Lamiaceae. The record is from RefSeq and is a predicted model, not a curated record. The coding region runs from base 406 to 2613 and encodes 735 amino acids. The transcript is spliced from 18 exons.